AUGGCCAAGACCAUAAAGAUGGAAACCGUCAUGGACGCCAUCAACGACGCGUUAUACGACAGAUCGAAACCAUGGGACGCGGCGUUCGGGAAGGCCGAGGCGCUGACCGGUUGGUCCAGGUUCAAGGUGCUGAUGUGCAUCCUCCUGGUCAACUCGGUGCUGCUCGUGUACGGGGCCAACGCGAAAGUGACGAGCAACAUCAUCGGGCUCGUCUACCCGGCGUUGACCACCCUAUCGCUGACCGUCUCCUCGUCGCUGGUGUGGCGGAAGUACGACCGCGUGUCCACCGCCGAUCAGGCCCGGAACGAGAAGUUCACGUACUGGAUGACGUUCACGGCAGUGUUGAUCGCGGAAUCGCUCUGCCGGCCAGUGGUGCGACUCAUCCCGUUGUACCGGACGUGCAGGACGUGGUUUUUGGUUUGGUGUUUCGCGCCGAUCCGUCACAACGGUUCCGGGUACAUAUUCGACAUGGUCGUACGACCGUGCUUCAAGUGCGGCGUUACUCUGAGACCUCUUUCGAGAGAAUAA
Molecule: messenger RNA, 528 nt
Organism: Melanaphis sacchari
Lineage: Eukaryota; Metazoa; Arthropoda; Insecta; Hemiptera; Aphididae
Product: receptor expression-enhancing protein 5-like
Exons: 1
Coding region: 1-528 (175 amino acids)
Source: RefSeq, a predicted model, not a curated record